Molecule: messenger RNA, 5593 nt
Organism: Bemisia tabaci
Lineage: Eukaryota; Metazoa; Arthropoda; Insecta; Hemiptera; Aleyrodidae
Biological process (GO): positive regulation of apoptotic process; protein phosphorylation; intracellular signal transduction
Cellular component (GO): nucleus
Molecular function (GO): ATP binding; protein serine/threonine kinase activity
Source: RefSeq, a predicted model, not a curated record
GGAGAGAGGAGAGGAGAAGCGAGUCGGGUCUCCAGCCAGCAACAGCAGUCAUUCCCCGCGCAGGUGGUAGAGAGUCAACAUCUGCUCUGACCGCCCAGCCGUCCGCAUUUUCGUAAACUGAUAGUCGUUUCCUCUCUCCUUUCUCGGCGAAUUUCUUUUUUACGAUAGUGCAUUCGUCUCCUCGCGUUCGGUCUCUCGUUCCCUCGUGCAAUCGGUACAGUUGUAAAGCACUUCAAAUUCGGAUUAGCGCUACGAAAGCCGUACUAAGUGACCCAGGAUUGUGCAGUGUGAUCGGUGAACCUUCGAAUCUCGUCUUGUGUUUUGUGUACAGUUUUUAGCUAUCAUCGAUGGUGUUUUUCGAUGACAGGACGGGCACCAUGGAGAAUGGAUGAUCCGUCUCCCGAUGAUCUAGCAUUUCGGUUGUGUUAGUGAAGUUGUUCUGGUGAGAAACUUGGAUUAUUUUGGAUUUUGAAAUGCGCGAGCUCAUGUCAGUGACGAGUGGUGUGGUCCAGGGCGAAAGCCUCGCCUGUGGAGAUGCUGAGAAGGGUUCGGAUGUGAGUGCGCCCGCUCUGUCGUUGGCAGCCACCCCCGGAUAUUUGGAGUUGACCAGUGAACAAGCAGCCAGGCUCGUUUGCACCGAGCCCAUCGAGAAGUACUACGAUGUCGAGGAAGAACCCUUUGCCAGAGGGAAGUAUGCGACGGUGCGUCGCUGUCGGGAGCGGCGAACGGGCGCGGUGUACGCGGCUAAGUACCUUCGGAAGCGGAGAUCCGCCGACUUGCGCCACGAGAUCCUCCACGAGGUGGCCGUCCUCGAUUCCUGCCGCAACUGCACCCGCAUCGUCAAGCUCCACCAGGUCUUCGAGUCUUCCCAGGAUAUGAUACUCCUUCUCGAAUUGGCUCAUGGUGGCGAGUUGCAAACGUUGUUGGACCACGAUGAAGUUCCAACAGAGCCGCACGCUGCUAGAAUCAUAAAACAAGUCCUCGAGGCUCUCAUUUACCUCCACUCACUAAACGUGGCUCAUCUAGACAUUAAGCCCCAGAAUCUAGUUUUAACAGGAGAAUAUCCAGACUGUGAUACUAAACUUUGUGAUUUUGGAAUAUCAAGGUACGUCGGACAUGGUGCUAACGUCCGAGAAAUUUUAGGAACCCCUGAUUAUGUUGCUCCUGAAGUUCUGAACUAUGAACCAAUCAGUUUAGCAACAGAUAUGUGGUCUGUUGGCGUCCUGAUGUACGUGUUGCUGACUGGCUGCUCUCCUUUUGGUGGAGAUACAAAGCAGGAAACAUUUUGCAACAUCGCUCAGUCAAAACUUGAUUUUCCAGAUGAUUUGUUUGAGGACAUAUCCGACUGCGCAAAAGAUCUAAUGCGAAAAUUAAUGGUUAAAAAUCCUAGUAAUCGUUUGACUGCAAAGGAAUGUCUUCAACACAAAUGGUUCGUGGAGUAUCUGUCAUCUCAAUCCGAUUCGUUUCAACCAAAAACUGCCAUCCCAGCAAAAAGAAGUAUUAUUAGAAAUAGUUUAACAAAUAGUAGUAACAGUAGUGGCAAUAGUUGUAGAAGUUUUAAUUGCACUUCAUCAAGUCUAAGUGUCAGUACGGAGAAUUGCCUCGAUAAGACUCAGAAUCCAAAAUUAGGUUUGAAUAUCAAUGAGAUCAAUGGGUCUGUCACGGAUGCUCCUUCCUCAAAAGUCAACCUUGAUAAUGAUAAACAGUCAGAAACAGAUGAACACAAGACAACACUGUCGUCUAGUGUAGUUAAUGAAAUUAAUGGUAACAGUAAAUCUAGUGAUGGAGAAAAUAUGGAAAAGAGCUCAAAUUGUGAUAAACCCAACACUCAAGGAAUUAGUAAUGAAAGGCGCCGGCUCUUUAUGAAAAAUAUGGACCACCUGGUCCGGCGGCUAGAAUGUGAUAAUGACGAUAUUACCAAAAUAAAAAGUAAAGCCAGUCCAGACAGGAGUAAAAAGGAUGGAAAUUAUAGUGACUUAGAAACUAAAACCUGUAUCUCAGUCAAUAAACCCAAACAAAGUAGCACAAAUGAUAAUAGCGUCUUUAUGAAAAUGAACACUCGCUGUGAUAGCCAUAACUAUCGUCUUCCAAGAACAGCCUCCAGUAUGCAGACUAUGCCAGUCUCAGGGGUACCCAUUUUCGGUUACAAAUUCGAUAAUGGGUUCCUUUCAAAAAUUGGCUCCAACUUCAACAUCUACAAUGAUUUUGAUAGUGAUUCUGAUUCCGAAGCUUCCUUUAAAUUUCGCAGAGUUUAUAUCCUUGAUGAAUGCUCAGAUGCGCCGAGCCCUCCAUUGUCACUCCAUGGCUCUUUGAGCUCUAAUGAUAACUCAUCAAUAAGUGAUUCAAGUAGUGAUACGGUCAGUGAAAUGUCAAUUGAUUCAUCCAGUGAUCGUUCUAGUAUCAUAUCUUUGGAUGACUCAAUAGAUCUUGGAGUCUAUGGCAAAUCUUUGAAUCAGAAUCGCUAUGCAUCUUGUUGUAACGUAUGGGAGGCUGUUCAUAGUCAGGGAGGAGGAAGGGUUUGGCCCCGUGAGUGCUCUGGUUCUUUUGAGCGAGCGCUUUCUCGUUUUGCAACUAUGUCCAAAUCAACAGAAAAUCUCAGAGAACUCAGUUUUCAACCGCACCGAAAAUUAACGUUCUUUAAUAAUGAUGCUAAAAAUAAUUCUAAUUCUAGAAAAUGCAUCGGUCUAGAGUUAAUGCGAGAACGAAACGGCAAUGUUGUUAUCAUUCGAGAAAUUAAAGCAAUCAGUGGCAGCAAGUACUCAAGAUGUAGUGAAGUCAAAUGUGAGUCAGUCCAGUCAAGAAUCAGACGACUUCAAAUUCAAAAUGGAGUGCGCACAGAAUUAGCAAAAAAUGGCCAAAAUCAUUUUUUAUUAGAAAAAUAUUAGAGAAGUAAAAUAAAGUACCUAAAUGGUAUUUAUAUAAUCGAAGGCUGAUUAACCUUUAUUUAUUUUCUGAAAUCUCUUGCUGGUCAAGUUGAGGCAAUACUCCUGCCACACUUACAACUGCAUAAAUGAUUGUAGUGUUUUAUUGAUCUUGUACUCUAAAAUUUUCCGGCAACUGCUUAUAUUGUUAUUAUUUUUUAUUCUAUUUAUUUUUUCUACUUGUUUUUACGAAAACAAUCCUUUCCUGUGAUCAAAUUGUUUUGAAAGUUGUUAUAAAAUCGACUAAUUACUUAGAGCUCUGCACAAUGACAUUAGAAUCUAUCAUCUCAUUUGUGGACCCCUAACGCCACCCGAUUAUCACCGAUGAUAAUGUAUAGCCCAUUAUGGAAAACCGCAACUAUUUUCAUUCUAUUUCAAAUUUAUUUAUUUUAUACUUCUUUGGCUGUGAAUCGUACCACUGGAGGCGUUUUUUCUGCAGUCUUCCUCCCCCCUUCAUCCCCUCCUUAAGCUACAAAGUUUAUUCAAGUUAAGUUUAUUACAAAGUAUUUUUCUCAGUUUAUUUUUGCAAAGUAAUUCCUUAUAUUUUUGAAUACACUCUGCAGCACUAUGAGUCUCUGUUCUCUGCCCUUCCAUACAACUCCUUAAACCGCACUUUAGUUGUGAUCCUUAGGUUGAUUUUUGCCAAGGAUUAACUUGAGCAAUACUGUUUCCCUUGCGAGUUGGGUUAUGAAGUAGAAAUGAAUCGGAACAUUCUGAUUUUAUUAGUGACUGUGCCUUUGUCUAAAAUAAGUAUGUAUUCACUGAAUGUCUCUAAUACCUCGAACAUCAUGUGGAAGGUAAUUUUAAGAUCCUUCAUCAUGUUUUAAGCUCAAAUUUACACUCCAGUUCAGAAACUCGCUGAAAUGUCUUAUGCAUGAAGAAACGCUUUUCAUCCUGUGAAAUCAGAUCCCAUUAUACUAGAUUUUGAAGAGUAGCUGUGGUAAAUUGAGUUUAUAAUAUGUGCGAAUUCAAGAAUUGCUAGAAACAGUUUUGAGACUUGCCAAAAUGGGUUUUAAUUUACCUCUCUAACAAAAUGAAAAAAGAAUCUGGUACGUCUUCGAGUACAGAAAAUCUCUGCAAAGGCAUUCAAACGCAUCUUAAUUUCUUUUGAUAAAAAAUAAAAAUUCAUUUCUCCGAAAAUUCAUUGACAGUUUCUUUCAAAAUUUGCAGACUUUUAAGAUUAAAUGCAAAGUAAAGGAAAUUGCAUGGAUUUUAAACGGAUUUGAUCCUGAAUCCUCUUAUAUCAUUUGAUAUGAUUUCCUUCACUACCUCUCGAGCAUGAUAAGCUUGAAAAAUUUUACUUCUAUCAGCCUACUCUGAGAAAUGCGGGGCUAAGAGGUGAAUUUUUCAAUAUUUCUACUCCUGUUUUUCUAUGUCGAUUUUGCUCUGCUACCCCAUUGGCUUAACAAUGAGUUGCUUGCUGUUAUCAUUUGAGAGAAUGUUGGUUCUUUUUCUCCGUGAAACACAAGAAUGAAAGGGUGCGGAUCUGUCUUACCUCCUUGGUUGCAAGAAAAAGAGAGUUCUCUUCGAUCACCAAUCUAAUAAUCUUUUCUGGUUGUAAAAAUACCGAAAAAUUCACAUCUAGCCCUGAUUGUCUCGUGAGUACAAUGUUAGAAGCCCAUGAGAACACAAAGAACACCAUUUAAAAAGUUAAUGAGAUCCAGCUGGUGCCGGAUUUCUUUGUAAUCUGCAAAACUUCCUAUCCUGCAAAAUCAAUAAAUAAUAUGUAUUUACUGUUUCUCUCAAAACUGACCAAUCAAUAGUAAAAAUCAAUAAUUUUAAAAUGUUUGAAUGUCCUUACGAUGUUUUAUCUGUAAGACAGAAAGUGUUACUCGUAAGCAACAGAAUCAGUAAUGUAGGAUCAGACUGAUUACUAUCACCAUCACCCUCCAAUUGUGUGCCAUUUUUCUUUUUUCUCACCUUCAUUCUUUUAACACCUACACUUGGCAUUUUCAAAACCACCAUCUGAUCCACCUCCAAUCUAAGAGAGAUGGCAAGUGCCUACUCUCUUGCUCAAAUCUCUGAAUGGACCGUUAAGGUCAUGUUUUUCUUUUGUGAGGAAUCCUUAAUUCAAUAUAUCUUUUCGAUUUACGGACUAAUGACUUGCAUUCUCACCAACAUCCAGUCAAAGUCAAGAUGUUUGUGAGCCAUUAAUACUUGUAUGUAAAUUUCACUUAAAACAGAAAUUAUACUUAGCUAGUUUAGACUGUGCCUUCAUUUUUUACGAUUGCUUUUCAUUUCUGGAACUCGAAUCUGGAGGAAAAGUGUUCUUGAAUCAUCUAAGUUAACAAUUAAAUCUAUGUCUUCGACUCCCUGAACAUAAAAUGUAUGUUAGUGACUAAUUUUACUGUGUAUUCCUGUGUUUUUUUUUUCUUUACCUGUAUGGUAAUUUGUAAUGCUAAAACUAGUCAUGAAUUUUGAAGUGUUUUAUCAAUUGAAUUGUAAUUAAUUUUCUGUAAAAAAAAUAAAACUGAAAAAAUUUAUCAAUUCAUUCGGGUAAAAUAUGUAUUUUAUUUAUGUGUGUAUAUGUGUGUACUCACGCUUGUGUUGAAAGUUUAACAUUUUUACGUGCAUGUAACUGAUGCAUUUUCAUAUUUUUCCAAAUUUUCAUGUAUUAUUAUCAUCUCAUGAUUCCAUGUGCUCAAAAUACAAGGAAAUACUUAAUGUCUUUA